Molecule: messenger RNA, 1236 nt
Organism: Fonticula alba
Lineage: Eukaryota; Rotosphaerida; Fonticulaceae
Exons: 4
Coding region: 1-1236 (411 amino acids)
Molecular function (GO): nucleic acid binding; ATP binding
Source: RefSeq, a predicted model, not a curated record
AUGCGCUCGGCCUGCAUCUACGGCGGCUCCUCGUACGAGGCGCAGGCUCGCCAGAUCCAGAGCGGAGUCGAUAUCCUGGUGGCCACCCCCGGGCGCCUGAUCGAUCUGAUCAACAACCGCCACUGCGACCUCUCCGAGGUGAGUGUCGUGGCCCUGGAUGAGGCCGACGAGAUGAUGUCCCCCUCCUUUUCGGAUGACAUCCAGUUCAUGCUUUCCCAGGCCCAGCGCGAUCGCCAGAUGCUCCUGUUCAGUGCGACCAUGCCGCCGUCGGUGUCCUCCCUGGUCAACCGCUGCAUGUCGCCCAACUACCACACCAUCGACACUGCCUCGACGGCUGUCCCCUCGAAGAUCGCCCACUUCACCUUCCCCAUUCGUGGUCACGCCAGCCGGUCGCUGACCGCUUCGCUGCUGGUUUCCUCCCUGCGCCCCCGCCGUACCAUCGUCUUCAGCAACAAGAAGACCGACUGCACUGAGAUUGCCGAGCGCAUGCAGUCGACCGGCAUCGCCGCGGCGCCGGUCCACUCGGACCUGAGCCAGAGCGUGCGCACCGACCUGAUGAACCGCUUCCGCAAGGGCACCCUCAAGGUCCUGGUUGCCACCGAUGUGGCGGCUCGCGGCAUCGACAUCCCCGAGUGCGACCUGGUCAUCCACACCGAGCCGCCCACCAGCCUGGAGAGCUAUGUCCACCGGUCUGGGCGCACUGGCCGCGCCGGGCGCACCGGUGUCGUGGCCAUGUUCGACGAUGGCCAGUCGAACCAGCUCCUGCGUGACAUUUCCAACCGGGCCGAGCUGUCCUUCGUCGACGCGCCGACCGAGAAUGACUUCGCCCUUUACUCGGUCAGCGAUGCCAUCGACCGCAUUCUGGAGGUGGACGACGCCAUCGCCGCGCACUACCUGCCCUCGGUGGACCUGCUCAUCUCGCGCCAUGGCGAUGCCCGCUCUGUCCUGGCCAAGGCGGUGGCCUGCAAUGCCGAGGGCUCCCGCAAGAUGAUUCAGGACAUGUACCGCGAGCCGGUCCGGCAUCAGUUCAGCCGCGGUGGCGACCGCGACCGCGGCUUUGGCGGCCGUGGCGACCGUGACCGUGGCGGCCGUGGCGACCGCGGCUUCGGUGGUGACCGCGACCGCGGCUUUGGCGGCCGUGGCGACCGUGAUCGCGGCGGCCGUGGCGACCGCGAUCGCGGCGGCCGUGGCUUCGGUGGUCGUGGCAGUGGCUAUGGCAAUGAUUUCGGCUACUAG